This is a messenger RNA of Nannospalax galili (Upper Galilee mountains blind mole rat), 4788 nucleotides long. It is a transcript of the gene Rab3il1, whose product is annotated as RAB3A interacting protein like 1. Gene Ontology annotation, cellular component: Golgi to plasma membrane transport vesicle. Gene Ontology annotation, molecular function: guanyl-nucleotide exchange factor activity. The record is from RefSeq and is a predicted model, not a curated record. The transcript has 11 exons. Lineage: Eukaryota; Metazoa; Chordata; Mammalia; Rodentia; Spalacidae. Gene Ontology annotation, biological process: exocytosis. The coding region runs from base 151 to 1452 and encodes 433 amino acids.
GGAGCCGUGCACCCCGGGCGGCCAGAAGGACAGACUGGCAGUAGAGCGGAUUGACAGGCAGCAGGGCAGCCCUAGGUCCGGGCAGAGUUGGCGGGUGAACGUGGCUACAGCGGCGCGGGAGGGGACACUCGGGCGUCCCGAGGCGCCGGGAUGUGGAACGGCCCAUCUCAACCAGACGAGGGCCUCCCUGUGGGCCUCUCAGCUGUCUCAGUCCCAGUCCCCUGGAAGAACGUGGGCCCCUGCAAAGGCCACAGAGGAUCCCCUGCAGGCCUGGUGGAGGCCUCUGCAGGGGAGGAGGCCCAAGGUGAGGCAUGCCCUCCGGGUGCUCUGCUGGACGUGGCACGCUUGCGCAGUUCCUCCAUGGAGAUCCGAGAGAAGGGCUCAGAGUUCUUGAAGGAGGAACUGUACAAAGCCCAGAAGGAGCUAAAGCUGAAGGACGAGGAGUGUGAGCGGCUCUGCAAGGUGCGUGAGCAGCUGGAGCAGGAGCUGGAGGAGCUCACUGCUAGUCUGUUUGAGGAAGCUCACAAGAUGGUUCGGGAAGCCAACAUGAAGCAGGCAGCAUCAGAAAAGCAGCUGAAGGAGGCUUGGGGCAAGAUUGACAUGCUGCAGGCGGAGGUGACAGCCUUGAAGACACUGGUCAUUACAUCCACACCAGCCUCUCCCAACCGUGAGCUACACCCACAGCUGCUGAGUCCCACCAAGGCCGGGCCCCGAAAGGGCCAUUCUCGCCAUAAGAGCACCAGCAGUAGCCUCUGCCCCAUCGUGUGCCCUGCCACAGGCCGUAUCCCUACCCCAGACAAAGACGGCAAGGAGCCCUGGCUGCCCCCUCUACUCUCCUUGCUCUUCUGCGUGAUCCCCAGCAAGGCCAUCCACCUCACCUACGAGCCCGCCUGGCAGCCCCCAUCUGGGGAGCCGCCCACAGCCCCCAACUCUGCUACCUCUCUCUCCUUUUCCCGACAGGUGGAUACAACCCUGUUUGCAGAGUUCCAGGCUUGGAGGGCAUCACCCACCCUGGACAAGAACAGCCCCUUCUUGGAAAGGGUGUACCGGGAAGACGUGGGCCCCUGCCUGGACUUCACAAUGCAGGAGCUCUCAUCUCUGGUGCGGGCUGCUGUGGAGGACAACACACUCACCAUUGAGCCUGUGGCUUCACAGACUCUGCCCACUGUGAAAGCGCCCACCGUCGAAUGCAGCAACACCAACACGUGUGCCCUGAGCGGGCUGGCCCGUACCUGCCACCACCGUAUCCGGCUUGGGGACUCUGAGAGCCACUACUACAUUUCGCCAUCCUCCCGGGCCAGGAUCACCGCUGUGUGCAACUUCUUCACCUACAUCCGCUACAUCCAGCAAGGCCUGGUUCGGCAGGAUGUGGAGCCGAUGUUUUGGGAGAUCAUGAGGCUACGGAAGGGGAUGUCAUUGGCCAAGCUUGGCUUCUUCCCCCAGGAGGCCUAGGGCACAGCCCCAGGUCUGAAGUGGACUCUGAGCUGGAGGAAACACCUACCUCAGGACCAACAAGAAGUCCUGUAGCCAGGUCCAAGCAAGAAGCUGAAAAGGACAGAUCCAUAGCCAGGUCUUGGAGGACCCACUGAGCCAGUACCAAUCAUUCUGGGACAGACAUCAAGGGACAGCCUGGCCUAUGGCUCUGUCUUGCCUACCAGGCUCUGAGGCCAUCAAGAGAAUUUCAAGAAAGCACCAAAGACCAAGUUGCUCAGAGCUAUAUUCAGAGGUGGCUCAGCCCUGGGGAGGAGACCUGAGCAGCCAGCACCCCUCCACCUCCUGAUGCUGCCCUGUCUUCAGAAAAGGACUGUCUUGGGGGUAGCUGAAUCUCCAGGCUAUUCCAGCGCAGCCUCCAAACCCUGGGCCACCAGCACCCCCUUGUGGCCAUCUCUCACUCUGUUCCCAGGUAACCUCUGUGUUGGACUGCCCUGAUGGAAGGGCCUCCAGGGUGUCUCCUGUCUGAACAAAGUGGAAAACUGCCUCAAAAUUCUCUGAGGAUGAGUCCAAGACCCCUCCUCCAUUCCUCUGCAUAAAGGCUUCCGUGUGCCAUCCCUCUCCACCUCAGUCCCAGCUCCAGGGGACCUGUUCCCAAAAAUCCUGGGGGACUGAGAUGCCUUCUUCCCACCAAGGGGACUUCAGGGCACAGCUGUACACAGCCAUUCACAUAGUAUAGGCCUUGUAUGUGGAGCUGGAUGGAGUAGGCAGGCCAUGCAGGACUUGGGCCCUGUCUUACCCAUCACAGCCCACUUGGAACUGGGCUUAGGGGAUCCAACCUGGACACAUCCUUCACCAUGCCCCUAUUUCUUUCUCUGAGUGGAAUGUAACACAAUCUCUAUUUAAUAAAGGAAGGCUUUGUUGGUAGGAGCUAGGCAGUCAUGGCUUUUGCUCCUGCACUCUGGGGCUCUGGCCAGGACUUGGGCAUCUGAAGGAAUGAAACCAAAUCCUUUCCCUGCCCGCCCUCGUGCUUGGGAUUAAACCCAAAUCCUGAAGCCACCCCCACUGCCACUGCCACUUACUUGCUGUUGGGAAGACUGUUGGAGUCGUCCUUAGUGUUCCACAUGGCUGUGGGGGAUUAGAAUGAGGCUGCCUCCCUGAGUUCAGUUCUGUCCUCUGGACAGCCCCCCCCCCAACUAGCCUCAGAGAUGACCUGUUAUCUACUAGAAGCCCGGAGUCAAAGUAUCUAAGCUGCCUGUGGCUUGGCAGGACAGUGAAGGACUGAUUGGUAAUACCUGCCCAUAGAACAGAUGGGAACAACGAGAGCUUUGAACCACCCAGCCCUGAUCUUAAAUGGGUUCUUAGCAAGGGACAGCAGGCAUAGGGACGAAGGUGGGGUGGCCAGGGUCCUUAGUACAAAGUAGGACUAAGGAGGUGUUUUGUGAUUCUUGACCAUGCCCACCUUUGGGCUUUGUGCCUUUCUGGGAGGAGGGCACAGCAGCUUCUGGGUUCAGUCAGAGGUUGGCAAUAGCCUACAGGGAGUUCUUUGUUGGCCUGAGGCCCAGGUACGACUCAGAUGGUAGAGAGAUCAGCCGGGGGCCAGCCUGAGCUCUGUGUAGGUCCUCUGCCUUCUCACCUCUGGCCAGUAGUCUGUUCCCAGGACUCUUCUUCGUUCUCAAAUUCCCUCCCUGUCCCAUCAUGACAUGAAUCCUUCGCAACCUCAGCUCCCAUGGGUGACCACUGACCACACCCCUGUCAUAUUCACUCAUUCACUUAACCAGUACUGGAGUCUCCUCUGUGCUGGACAUGGGCAGUAACAAACACACCAGUAAUGUGUUCAGGUUGCUGGAUGGAGGAACAUAAAAGGCAAAGGAGGAUGUCAGAGAAGGGCUUGUGCAUGCCACAUGGGGUGACUGUGGCAUCCUCUCAUAUCGUACUGUGUCAACCCUGGAUCACCUGGGGACAAAAGAGGAUGAAAACCUGAGCCCUGAACUUGCUCACUCCACUCCCCAACUUCUGUGCUCUAGGCACAGCCACACCUAGGACCAAGAAGAGGACAGAAGACAUUCCAGACGUCCAUGGAGGACCCUCCAUCAUCCCAGACUUAUUCAGCCUGCCCCUGCAAAGCUUUGGCCAUAAUCAGACCCCAGGUGAAGGCAUCAACACAGCCUCAUACCAGCAACAGCAGCUUAUGGCUAAGCACUGACUAUGUGCUAAGCCUGGCUCCAGACCCUCUCAGUGAAUCAAUUAAUUUCAACCUCUUAGCAACUUUAAAACAUGCUAUUCUCCCCCAUGUUACAGAUAAACUCUUGGAGGCAAGAGAGAUCACAAACAGGUCCUGGAGUUAUGGCUUUAGCUCAGUGAUAGGGUGCUUGCCUAGCAAGUGUAAGGCCCUGAGUUUGGUCCCUAGCUCAAGAAAAAAAAAUAAUAAAGACAAAAAUCAUAAAGAGGUCCUAAGGCUCUGAAGCUCAUAGUAUUAACCGAUCUACUAUGUGUUUUGCCAAACACUUGUAGCAUGCUUAGCUUCUUUCUCACUUCAGUUGAUGCAGGAGGUAGAAAUGUAGGUCAGUGGUGGAGAAUUUGUUUAGCAUGCUCAAGCCCUGGGGUUUAAUCCCCAGCACUGAAAAAAAGAAAAAAAGAUACAGAAACAAGAGUCUGAGACAGAGUUGGAAUUCGAAUAUCGUCUUUCCCAGGCCCCGUUCUAUUAGAGUUGCCUUGCUAUUGCAGGCUCUCGAGUAGCUCAAGGCUUUGGCUCUUGGGGCUGACUGGGAAGGGUAGCUGACAUCAGACACAUGGUUGUUCUGAAAUGAAUUUUCUAGAUAAUCUACUUGGGCCUAAAUGUGCUUGGCACAUAGAAAUCAUCUGAGCCCUCCUUGGCUGCUUUUGAGCCAGCCCUGAGUCUGGCCUCAAGGCAUAGAGGCAUUGAACCUGACUGAGCACAGUUUACCAUCUGCCAAGCCUGUCCCGAUUUGAAUCCUGCCAGGGCUGUGACCCUGGGGCAAGUUGAUUUUCUUAUUUGUGAGUUGAGAUAAGUUUUCCAGCCCUGUCUCUGAUAGAUUCAUUCAUUCAAUCAUUCAUUCAUUCUUCAUUCACUUUUGGUGUAUGUGAGUGCACACACACAGUCACUAUUGCAUGUACCAUAUGCUAGCUGGCCCUCAAGCCUCUACAAAUUCUCUUGUCUCUGCUUCCCAUCUUCCCAUAGGAAUUCAGGGAUUAGAUACCUGCACUACUGCAUCAGGCUUUAUAUGGGUUGUGGGGAUCUGAACUCAUGUCGUGAGGCUUGCACAGUAAGUGUUUUACCCACUGAGUCAUCUCAGUGCUUUUUAAAAAAUGCAAUCUCAGGGCUGGAGAGAUGGC